Perca flavescens (yellow perch) is the source of this 2215-nucleotide messenger RNA. Its product is annotated as protein FAM126B. Bases 345 to 2183 code for a protein of 612 amino acids. Gene Ontology annotation, biological process: protein localization to plasma membrane; phosphatidylinositol phosphate biosynthetic process. The transcript is spliced from 13 exons. Gene Ontology annotation, cellular component: plasma membrane. Lineage: Eukaryota; Metazoa; Chordata; Actinopteri; Perciformes; Percidae. The record is from RefSeq and is a predicted model, not a curated record.
CUUUCUGCUUACCAAAGCGCACUGAGUUCCGCUCAGUCUCGCCAAUCGUGUUGCGCUGUGGUUCAGCACCAUUGCAGUGUGGAGAGAUCAUACGGAGGUGUAGCUCGCGGAGAGAGGGAUCAUUUGAAGGAAAGAUACUCGACCUGGGUGACCGCUCUGGGCAAACACGACCCCUAGCUACUUCACUGAUACAGUCACCGCGUGACAUUGCCAUUAGCAGCUUCAGUGCGGGUGACCCUCAGUGAUAGACAGAUGUGUGACACUGUGGAGAAUCAUUUGCCUCUCCCAGUGGAGAUCUGAGUUCUGGGACACUGAGGCAGCCGCGGGGGGGGUCUCUGAGGAAGAUGCUUGGUUCAGAGCGCGGUGUUGUUGAAGAAUGGCUCUCAGAAUUCAAGUCCUUACCAGAAACCCACAUCCCCAACUACGCCGGCAGCCUUCAUCUGAAGAAGUCCCUGGUGCAAGCACUCUACAGAGUCAUCCAGGACCCCAACAAUGAGCUGCUGGAGCCUGUGUGCCACCAACUCUUUGAGCUGUAUCGUAGCUCUGAUGACCGCCUGCGCCGCUUCACCCUGCAGUUCCUGCCUGAGCUGGUGUGGGUAUAUCUGCGCAUCACAGCCAGCAGGGAUCGUCAGAGCAACGGGUGCAUCGAGGCCCUCCUCCUGGGCAUCUAUAACCUGGAGAUCGUGGACAAAGACGGCAACAGCAAGCUCCUCUCCUUCACAAUCCCAUCUCUGUCCAAGCCAUCGAUAUAUCAUGAGCCCUCUAGCCUGGGGUCCAUGGCACUGACAGAGGGGGCCCUCUGUCAACAUGACCUGAUCAGAGUGGUGUACAGCGGCCUGCACCCACAGAGAGAGACCUUCACAGCUCAGAACAGGUUUGAAGUGCUGUGUUUCCUCAUGCUCUGCUACAACUCUGCCGUGGUGUACAUGCCCCUAUCUUCCUAUCAGUCAGUAUGCAGAAUGAGCUCACGGCUGUGCGUAUGUGGCUUCCCCCGGCAGCAGCAGAAGCUUUGGAGGGAACCUUGCAACCGUGUGCUGUUGGACCCCGAGUUCAUGGUGCAGAUGCUGACUGCAGUUUAUCACGCCAUAUACAAUGGGGAGUGGGAGAUGGGGCAGGAAGCCCUGGAGGACAUUCUGUACAGAGCCCAGCUGGAGCUUUACUCCCAGCCUCUCUUGCUGGGGAACGCCAUGAAGAACUCGCUGCCAGACAGGGCUCCCGAUGAGCCGCAGGGGCGCAAGGUGCUCCAGGUGGAGGUGACACCCACCAUUAGCCGCAUUUCUAUCUCCGCCAUCACCACCGCCUCCAUACGACGCCACCGCUGGAAGAGAGAGGAUUGUUUUGACUACUCAACCGGUGCAGACUUGAGCCUCAUCGUCAAUCCUCCUAGCCUCGCCCAGCACCACCACACUCCCUGGGACCCCGCAGCCAAAGAGGAGAGCGAAGGGCGGCCUCACAGCCACCGCAGCAGCAGCAGCAGCAGCAGCAUCAUCCCCCCCAUCACAUUUGAGGAUGCUGAUGGUAUGAGCGGCGGGGAAGAUUCCUUCAAUGUCAACGACCCAGACGAGGGUUUCUCCUCCGGGGCGUCUAACAGCAGCCAGCCCAGCGGCACCAAGCCAGGCGGCAGUGUGGGGCCGCGGGGCGGCAGCCUGAACAGCAGCAGCAGCAGCAUCAAGAAAGCCAUCACGGCCCGGCUGUCUCGGGACAAAGAGAGAGAGCGGGAGAAGGAACGGGAGAGGGAGAGGGAGCGGGAGCGGGAAGCAGAGAAAAAGGCAGAUUUGUUAGCGGAUCACCAGGCUGUUGUGAGGAGGCAACACCAGAGGCACCAAUCGCCUCCAGCCAGCAUCACACUGGAUGCCAUCCAGCUGAGCCCCAUAAAGAAGCACCUGAGCUUCCCUGUGGGGCCCAUGCUGGUGCGGACUGGCAGCACCUCCUCCAGCAAGUCCUUUGACUGCAUGAAUUUCAACCUGAAUGGAGGCGAUGAUGAGCGAGAGAAGGCGGCAGGGGGCUCUGACAAGGAAGGAGGGCUUCCAGCAGGCGGCUCCCGCCGCUACUCCACCAUUAGCCUGAAGGAGGAGCACCUCAUCAGGCCAGAGGACGCCCAGGACCUCCUGUCUCCUGGAGCUCCUCUCACCAAGCAGUCCCGCUCCCCCAGCUUCAACAUGCAGAUCAUAUCACAGGUCUGACUACAGUGCAGGGCAUGGGACACACACACACA